AUGCAGCUGCUGCAGCAGACGAAGGCACCAGCAGCAGCAGCAGCAGCAGCACUGCAGCAGCUCCAACUGCAGGAGCAACAAGAGCAGCAGCAGCAACAACAACAGCAGCAACAGCAGCAGCAGCAACAGCAGCAGCAGCAACAACAGCAGCAGCAAACCAUGGGGGUGGAUUUCAACGGGCGACCGGCGGCGGACGCCCUGGCGAUGGAGCGCAACAGCAGCAGCAGCAGCAGCAGCAGCAGCAGCAACAGCAGCAGCAGCAGCAGCAGCAAAAUGUUGACGGGUAAGCUAGAUGUGAGCAGCAGCAUAGAGGAGUACUUGCUGCAGCUGCAUGCGGCCUCUCCUUCUCUCCAUCCUGUUCCUUGUGCUGCCUUUUUAACCCCCAGCAGCAGCAGCAGCAGCAGCAGCAGCAGCAGCAGCAGCAGCAGCAGCAGCAGCAGCAUGGCUGGGGAUUUGUUUGCUGCUAUACAGCAGCAACCUGCAGCAGCAAACCCAAAAGCUUUUAAGGAAUUCUCAUAUAAUCUUGCUGCUGCAGCAGCAAAAGCAGUUGCUGCAGCAGCAGCAUGCACUGUAUGUGGAGCAGCACGAAACCAGCAGCAGCAGCAGCAGCAGCAGCAGCAGCAGCAAGAAGAAGAGCAGCAGCAGCAACAGUGGGGCCUCUGUCUGCUGCCUCAUAUCGACCCAAUUAAACAAAUCAAAUCCUUGCCAGUACCGCAGAAGCUGCAGCAAAAGAAGCAGCAAAAGAAGCAGCACUCGUUGCCUAAGCAGAAGCUGCAGCAAAAGAAGCAGCAAAAGAAGCAGCUGAAGAAGCAGCAGCAGCAGCAGUAG
Eimeria mitis is the source of this 828-nucleotide messenger RNA. RefSeq lists its product as uncharacterized. The record is from RefSeq and is a predicted model, not a curated record. NCBI's taxonomy places the organism in Eukaryota, Apicomplexa, Conoidasida, Eucoccidiorida, Eimeriidae. The transcript has 4 exons. Bases 1 to 828 code for a protein of 275 amino acids.